Pleurotus ostreatus (oyster mushroom) is the source of this 1107-nucleotide messenger RNA. RefSeq lists its product as uncharacterized. The record is from RefSeq and is a predicted model, not a curated record. NCBI's taxonomy places the organism in Eukaryota, Fungi, Basidiomycota, Agaricomycetes, Agaricales, Pleurotaceae. Bases 1 to 1107 code for a protein of 368 amino acids. The transcript is spliced from 11 exons.
AUGUCUAACCUUCACUCGAGACUCGUCCAAGACCCCCCUCCCCCCCUUUCCCAAUUCUUUGCCUCAGUCUUGACCGAUGUACAUUUACUGGCCAUCCGUAGCACCCACAACGGUCGGGCUGCGACGCAAUCUGAACAGCACAGCCGUGCACGCCCCCUCCGCUUGGAGUGUAACUUCCGGGUCAAAGGAGCGGCUAGCAUUCUCGUCGGAUCCCUCCUCGAGAUCGUGCUGUUCGGCGUCUUGAUCGUCCAAAUGCACGACUACCACAGGCGCUUCCCCCGGGAUCGCACCGUGCUCAAGCUCGCAGCUUGGGGCGCAUUCCUCGGGUCCGGCGUGCUCACUAUCGCGAUCUCCGUAGACUUGUGGGAGCGGGUGACCGACCUGACGUUGAUACCCACUCUCGCAGACAUGACGCCCAGCACCAAAGCCGCGCACGCCAUGAUCGCUAUCCUCGGCUUCACAUCGCAGCUAUUCUUCGCGUGGCGCAUCUUCCAGCUCUGCCACAAAUGGUGGCUCCUCCUCCUCACGUGCUCGCUUUCCGUCCCUGCGUUCGUGUGCUUGCUGCUCGCGGAUAUACAGCCCGGUAUCGCUGACGCGAGUUCCCGCUCGCUCGGGACCAUCGUGACCCCCAUAUGGAUGGGAUUCAGCAUGUUCUGCGAUCUCACCAUCACCCUCUCCAUGAUCACCCUCUUAUACAACGCACUGAGGGAGGCCAUCUUCCGCAGGACGCGCCGCACGCUCGCGCACAUCCUCGCGUUCACGCUCGAGACCGGGCUGCUCACCACGCUCCUCAUCGCGGUCCAGAUGGCGCUCAUGCUCGAGCCGCUCGCUGCCCACGCGGACGGCGGCUCCGAGCGCCGCUGGCGGUGCAUCUUCUUCUACCCAACGGGCGCAGUGUACGCGUCCUGGGUUCUCGCGUCGCUCAAUGCCCGGUCGGCAUUCGCGCGCGGCGACACGUUCAUCGUGAGCUCCGUCUCGGGCCUUCCGACCACCUGCCCAGGCGACGCGCACGCUGAGUCCUGUACGACACAGCAGACCAAAUUGGCUGCAAAGGAUGCCGUGGUGGAGAAGCCAAGAGCUGCGGCGCCUGGUGAAAAGCGGGGCUAA